UUUGGUCCACCCUAUCUUUUGGUAGCUAGUUAGUUUAGCUUUGGUAAACAUGAUUUUGUAUGUAAUAACCUAAUACAUAAUACAUAUGUACAUGUGUAUGUAAUAACCUAAUACAUUAGAAAUUAAAUUGGCCAUUUAGAAAAGUAUUUGUCAUUAUGAAGGGAAAUAUGUCAUGAACAUUUUGUGCGGUGGGUUCUGAAUGCAGUUAUCUUUUCUUUUUAGAGACUUGGACUUGGACUUGAAAAAAAUAAAAUAAAAAUGUAAGUGUUAACACACAUCUAAUGGGCUCCUUUACACCAUAGCCUAUUUAACUCACCAUCCAAAUGCCAGUAAGCACUAAAUCAGUUGUAAAUCAUACUGAUGGCACUGUUCAGAUAUCAGAUCCUCUUUAAAACUAAACCACUAGUAAUAUUGCAGUUUCAGGGCCCAAAAAUGAAGCGAAAAGGUCAAGAUAUCAGGACUUUUUUCAAGAAAAGGUCAGUCAACCAGAGGGAGACAGAAGAGGUGGAGACACAGAAAGACAGUCAGAGUGUGGAGGAGGAGACACAGAAAGUCAGCCAGAGUGUGGAGGUGGAGACACAGAAAGACAGUCAGAGUGUGGAGCUGGAGACACAGAAAGACAGUCAGAGUGUGGAGCUGGAGACACAGAAAGCCAGUCAGAGUGUGGAGGUGGAGACACAGAAAGACAGUCAGAGUGUGGAGGUGGAGUCACAGAAAGACAGCCCAGAACCCCCAGAGGACACAACCAGUCCAACAGGUCCACAUGAUAUAUCUAAGCAUCGAGGUGACAGCCCAAGUCAACCAAUCAGGCAGGGAUUCCCCAGAACUCUCCAGGGUGGAGCUUGGAGAAGUUUCCACAUAGAGUGGUACCAAGAACGUCAAUGGCUUGAGUACUCGCAUUCUAAAGAUGCAGCAUAUUGCUAUCCUUGUAGGCAUUUUUCUCUACCUAAUGUCCCCAAGAGUGUUUUUACGUCAGUGGAUGGUUACUCUAAUUGGAAAAAAGCAACAUUUAGGGAUAGUGGAUUUUGUCGUCAUGCUAAAUCUGAGCACCAUGUCAAUGCAAUGCUUGCAUGGGAAGAAGAUAAAAGAAGGAAGGACAACAACACAUCAAUGAUAGUAUUGAUGGAAGCAGAAAAUAGGAAAAAGAUAACUGACAAUCAAAAAUACAUCAAAACACUAGGUGAAAUACUGUGUCUUACAGCAACCCAGAAUAUCGCCCAGCGUGGUCAUAGAGAGUCUUCUGACUCAGAAAACAGGGGCAAUUUCCUUGAGAUUUUAGAACUCGUAAGCAAACAUGACCAGUCAGUUAGGACACGAUUAGAAGAUCAAGCCAAGAAUGCCAAAUACACCAGCAGCCAUAUUCAAAAUGAAAUGAUAAGCAUUUUAGCAGGGAUGCAGCCCUCCAUCCUGGGCGCCUUCUCAAGGGGAACCAAAUACAAGCGAGACAGCCUUCGAUGGAAGCAGUGUACCACAGCUGUGACCCGGUAUUUGUGUAAAGAAAUGGUGUCCUUCAAGACGGUGGAGAAGACCACCUUCAAAGAAAUGCUGGCAACGCUGGACAAGCAGUAUGAGUUGCCUACGCGCAAAUACUUUUCCCAAACGGCCAUCCCCAAUAAAAUCAAACGAAAGAUGUGCUGGCAGACGCCCUCAAAGUCGGCGCUCAAGAGUGGGGCGUAG
This is a messenger RNA of Gadus chalcogrammus (walleye pollock), 1677 nucleotides long. RefSeq lists its product as uncharacterized. The record is from RefSeq and is a predicted model, not a curated record. Bases 361 to 1677 code for a protein of 438 amino acids. The transcript has 4 exons. NCBI's taxonomy places the organism in Eukaryota, Metazoa, Chordata, Actinopteri, Gadiformes, Gadidae.